Juglans regia (Persian walnut) is the source of this 1727-nucleotide messenger RNA. RefSeq names its product BTB/POZ and MATH domain-containing protein 2-like. The record is from RefSeq and is a predicted model, not a curated record. Bases 208 to 1452 code for a protein of 414 amino acids. NCBI's taxonomy places the organism in Eukaryota, Viridiplantae, Streptophyta, Magnoliopsida, Fagales, Juglandaceae. Gene Ontology annotation, molecular function: protein binding. Gene Ontology annotation, biological process: protein ubiquitination. The transcript has 4 exons.
UCUCAGAUUCGAGAAAAUUACCCGAGAUUUUCUCACCAAACAUUCGCUUUCCCGAGAAAAUUUUCCGGCUCUAUCGAGUCUAAGCUAAAGUCUAAUUCAUCCCCCCUCAAUUUCCUCCGCCGGCCCCUAGAUACAUCCUUCCCUUUGUAUUUCUUCAGCUUUUGAUACUCGUUUUAUUUUUUUGGAUCUAUUUCUCGUGACUUGGGGAUGGGAAAGGUUCUUAGAGAAAGCCCCAAUUCGAGGCCGUCUUUUUCUUAUUCUUCUUCCUCUUCGUCUCCUUCGCCUUCCACGACGACAUCGACGUCCAUCACCGAGACCGUGAACGGCUCUCACCAGUUCAAGAUCUCGGGGUACUCGCUCUCCAAGGGGAUGGGGAUCGGGAAGUAUAUGGCCUCCGAUACCUUCGUCGUCGGCGGCUACUCGUGGGCGAUCUACUUCUACCCCGAUGGGAAGAGCGUUGAAGACAAUGCCGCCUACGUAUCGCUUUUCAUCGCGCUGGCCAGCGAAGGGACCGACGUCAGGGCGCUCUUCGAAUUGACGCUCUUCGACCAGAGCGGCAAGGAGAGGCACAAGGUGCACACCCACUUCGGGAGGACUCCGGACAGUGGACCCUAUACGCUCAAAUAUCGCGGUAGCAUGUGGGGUUACAAGCGGUUUUUCAAAAGAACUGGUCUAGAGACAUCCGACUACCUCAAAGAUGAUUGCCUUUCAGUUCACUGUAGCGUUGGUGUUGUGAGAUCAUAUACAGAGGGGCCUAAGAUCUACUCCAUAGCACCACCACCUUCUAGCAUUGGUCAACAUUUUGGGAAACUACUAGAAAGUGGAAAGGGAACGGAUGUGAGUUUUGAAGUUGAUGGGGAAACUUUUGCCGCUCAUAAGUUGGUACUUGCAGCUCGUUCACCUGUGUUUAGGGCUCAACUUAUUGGUCCAAUGAGGGAUCACAAUUCCCAGUGUAUAAAGGUUGAAGACAUGGAGGCUCCUGUUUUUAAGACUUUGCUUCAUUUUAUAUACUGGGACUCUCUACCUGACAUGCAAGAGCUUACUGGUUUGAAUUCAAAAUGGGCUUCUACUUUGAUGGCUCAGCAUCUGCUCGCAGCAGCAGAUCGGUAUGGCCUUGAAAGACUCAGGGUGCUAUGUGAGGCCAAACUUUGUGAAGGUGUCGCAAUAAACACAGUAGCGACGACAUUAGCUUUGGCGGAGCAGCAUCACUGUUUCCAGCUGAAAGCUGUGUGUCUCAAAUUUGUUGCAAUGCUUGAAAAUCUGAAAGCUGUGAUGCAGACAGAUGGUUUUGAAUACUUAAAGCAGAGCUGCCCCUCUGUCCUUACAGAACUCUUGGAGUACGUGGGUAGAGUUAGCGAACACUCCGUCAUUGUAUGCAGGCAUGGGAAUGAAGCUAUACUCGAUGGCAGCGACGUGAAUGGUAGGCGGGUGAAGCAAAGACUAUAUAGUUAGCAGGUUUCCACAAUUCUUUGUAGCCAAAGAAAGAAAAAAGGACAAUAACGUUUUCUAGGGAUUAGAAACAAUUUGCUAGCUUCCGGUUUUCAUAUCUGUAAGCGAAUGUAAAUUGAGAUGUGCAUUUGUUGUCCAAUUUUAGCUCGUAAUUUGUAAGCCUUCUCUUGUAGUUUGCCACUUCCUCCCCCUCCAUGAUCAAACUGUGUAAUGCUUUUUCUUCCUCUGUUUUUCAGUACCACUUUUUUGGUGUAUUUAACCUCAAAUUUUUUGGAUUA